Theobroma umbraticum is the source of this 751-nucleotide messenger RNA. RefSeq names its product kiwellin-1-like. The record is from RefSeq and is a predicted model, not a curated record. NCBI's taxonomy places the organism in Eukaryota, Viridiplantae, Streptophyta, Magnoliopsida, Malvales, Malvaceae.
AGAAGUUCAAAAGAAAAUAUAAAAAGCGGGAAAACGAAUGAAGAAGCAAGUUCUAUUAUCAAGUGUUUCUCAGUUUCUUUUCCUUUGUUUUCUUUUUCUUUUCAUUUGUCUGUGUAUUAAAGCUCAGACUUGCGAUCCUAGUGGCGAUAUACAAGGGACAACGCCUCCACCAGGGCAAUGUAACCAAGAGAACAACGCUGAGUGUUGUGUACAAGGCGAGUUUUACACAACAUACGCAUGUUCACCACCGGUGUCCGCCAAUACGCCGGCUACCCUAACUAUUAACAGGUUCCAGGGGGCCGGGCAAGGCGGCGGCCCGUCAAAAUGUGAUAACCGGUUUCACACAGAUAAUGAACCUGUGGUGGCACUCUCAACGGGUUGGUUCAGCCAGAGUAGUCGUUGCAAUAAAGUUAUUAAUAUCAAUGGCUAUGGGAACAGUGUGAGGGCGUUGGUAGUCGAUGAAUGUGACUCUCAGGUUGGUUGUGAUGCUGAGCAUGCUUACCAGCCUCCAUGCCGCAAUAAUAUUGUUGGUGCCUCAAAAGCAGUUUGGACAGCUCUGGGAGUGCCUGAAAGUGUGCAGGGUGAACUAGAUAUUACCUGGUCUGAUGCUAAUUGAUCAUUUUCACCACAUUCGAAAUGUCAAUCUGUAUUAGAAUAAGGGUUUUAUCAUGUGUAUCAAAUUUUAUAUAUGGUGUAACCAUACUAUAUAAGUACCCCCUCCUUUCUUUCUAAGUUGUGUGCAAUUUUAGGG